Messenger RNA from Symbiodinium pilosum, 1887 nucleotides. Lineage: Eukaryota; Dinophyceae; Suessiales; Symbiodiniaceae. The record is from the annotation of a GenBank genome assembly.
AUGGCGCUUCCCGUUGCCAUCCAGCAGACCAUCAUGGAUGUGCAGAGCCAUUACAAGAAGCUACAUGAGCAGGUCCUCAACCUGCAAAACGAGAACUUGGACUUGAAGAAAGAGCUCCAAGAAAUGGGAACACGUUCGCAUUCGAAGGUCAUGGAGUCCCUCAUCAACGAGAACCACCGUCUGAAGGCGCAGGUGCGCUCCAUCGAAGGGCCAAGCCCGCCCGGCUUCGCCUCGGAUGAAGAUGAGCUGAUCUCCAUCAAAACGCAGUCGCAGUCGAUCGAGGUGCCGGAAGUUCGAGCUCGGAUUCGAAAGGUCAGCACGCAGGCGGUGCACGAUGCUGUCCACAUCCGGAAGCACAUGAUGAACGGAGAUGCGGAUAGCGAAGACGGCUUCCUUGCCAGCGACAAAAUCAAGAUGCUCAAGAAUGAUCCUUUCGCAGACACGCCAGUAGACAUCUCACCGCCGCUGUUCUCUACGAAGUCGGUCUUCGGUCUGUGUUUCCCCAUGGACCCGCGAGCACCCCAGAAGGAGCGCUUGACGAAAAGGUUCACCAAUGGCCUUUUCUUCAAGUCGAUUACCAUGUUCGCAAUCGCCGCCAACACUCUAUACCUGGGUUUUGCUGCCAACACAAAUGUCAUAAACAGCUACAGACGCCUUCAGAACCUCCCGGUGGAAGAGCACAGAGUUGAGUAUGACAUCGCUUUCACAGCUUGGUUCGGCGUUGAGCUCCUCAUUAAGAUGAUAGCUGACCGAAUGCAAUUUUUCGUGGGGGAAGAGAGGGCUUGGAACUGGUUCGACAUGGCUCUGGUGGCAGAGUCCUUUAUUGGCCUGUUCUCCCAAGGAUCCAAGCUCUCCUUUUUGCGGAUCUUCCGCGUCUUUCGCCUGGUGCGCGUCGUCAAAGUCGUUCGAUCCGUGAAAGCUUUAGCACGGCUGCGCACGAUGAUUUUUGCCAUCCUGAGCUCCUUUGUCGACCUGCUGUGGGCUUUCUUGGUUAUAGUACUGAUCAUGUUCGUCUUCGCGAUCGUCUUUGACAAUGCAGUGGCGGAUUACUUCGACGGGAUCACUGUGGACUGGAACGCCACCAACACAGAGCUGGUGGACGAAGUUGUAGCAAUGAACAUGCUGUUUGGCAACCUCCUUGAGACUAUGAUCUCCUUGUGGUCGGCCGUCAGCGGCGGCAAUGACUGGAUGAAUUAUGGGGAGUUGAUCAGGAGAACGGGUGAUUUCUACUUUUUCCUCUUCAACUUCUAUGUGGCGUUCUGUGUGGUUGGCAUGUUCAACGUUGUCACUGGCGUCUUUGUCGACUCAGCAGUUUGUGUCCGCACGGGCGAUGAAGUUGUGCAAGGUUACCUCGACGACUUGCGACAGACGACGGAGGAGAUCAAAGGCUUCUUCAAAGAUGCGGACGCCGACGGUUCAGGAACCUUGAACUGGGAGGAGUUCCAAGCGCACAUGAAGAAUCCAGCGGUCAAGGCUUAUUUCUCGGGACUGGACAUUGACCCGGAGGAGGCUGAGAUCAUCUUCACGAUUCUGGAUGGAGAUAAGAGCAAGGAGAUCAAGAUUGAUGAGUUCGUCCAUGGCACGAUGAAACUGAAGGGCUCAGCAACAAAGCUGGAUCUCAUGGCCCUCAUGUACGACCAGACGAGGCAAAGCAUGAAGUUUGAUGCCCUUUGCGACUUCGUUGAGGACGAGUUGGUAGACAUCAAGCGCAGGCUGAUCAUCGCCCGCGAGGCGCGGCAAAGAGAGGCCUCCCGGGAGCCAGAUCGGUCCAGCCCCGAGCGCCCAGCCAUGGGCGCUUCAGGAGCUUCACCGCCCCGAGCCACGCGGGUGCGCAUCGACACGACGAGAGAUCUGCCACGUGCCAUGGCUGUGGCACGCCGCGGAUGA